This is a messenger RNA of Ectocarpus sp. CCAP 1310/34, 942 nucleotides long. Lineage: Eukaryota; Phaeophyceae; Ectocarpales; Ectocarpaceae. The record is from the annotation of a GenBank genome assembly.
UCAGCUCGAGCUUUCGUAAGGCGCACAGCUCGGGCAUGUUCCAGAGCCGACGUGGAGGGAAGGAGGUUGUGGUCGGUCCGAACUGCUUACCUGCUGGCCUUCCGCCGUCCACUGUGCCCGAGCGUGUGUCCGAAGCCCUCAAAGCGGCACUGGAGAAGGAACCAGACGUUCUUACGGCAUCUUACACCGUAGCUCAGACGAUCGCCAAGACGACCCACCUCACCCUUCAGGGUGACCACCACAGCCCCAAGCUAGUAAUGAAGAAGCCGAGGAGAGCCAGUAAGGCGCCGAAAGAGGUGUCCAACAUCCCCGUGUGGGGCGAAUCGAUCGUUUACCCUUCGCCCCAGGCCGCCAAGGAUUCGCUGACCCAGGAGGAGGUGGAUGAAGAGUACGUUCGUCUCCUUCGAAUCGCCACCAACGCUCAGCUUCAGCUUAUGCUGGAACCGGGUACGGAGCCGUUGUACUGGAGGGUAGCUGCGACAUGCCCCGUCUUUUGGGUUAGGUCGGAAUCAAAGACAAAGGCCGACCUUGACAUUAGCUGUGAUAUCCCUCAGCGCGGCCUUCGGGCGAACAUUCUAGAGACUUUCAGCUCUUCUGGCGACGGAAGUAGUGGUGGUGCGGUGAGGGUCCGUCAUGUUCGAAACAAGCCAUCCGCAACAAGUAACUACAAGGAAGAGGCUCUGUUCGUUAGCACGGAAUGUCGGCGAAUCGUUGGCUCGUUGAUGUUCGACCCUGUCGUAGCAGGCGUUCAGGACGGGGAGGAGGAUGAGGAUGAAGAGGUGUGAUCNAGCUUCUUAGCACUUGUCGGCUGUGCUCAAUAUCAACACCAGGGGGAUCGUGCGUAGCUCCUAAGAUAUAGGUAGGUGGCGAUUGCUCUCUUUUGGGUAUCUGUUUUCGGACGUGUUCGUGUUCUUCGGCUGUGUUCAACUAUCAGUAAAAUAG